Molecule: messenger RNA, 3576 nt
Organism: Setaria italica (foxtail millet)
Lineage: Eukaryota; Viridiplantae; Streptophyta; Magnoliopsida; Poales; Poaceae
Product: C2 and GRAM domain-containing protein At1g03370
Exons: 10
Coding region: 1-3282 (1093 amino acids)
Source: RefSeq, a predicted model, not a curated record
AUGGCGAGGCCGGCGGCGGCGGGCCCUCCGGGUCGCGCGGAGCCGGGCCACCAUGACGCGCCGAUGCUGCUGCGCGUGCACGUGAUCGAGGCGCGGGGCCUGCCGGCGAUCUACCUCAACGGCUCCAGCGAUCCCUACGUGCGGCUGCAGCUGGGGCGUCGCCGCCCGCGGGCGACCACGGUGGUGAAGCGAAACCUCAGCCCCGUGUGGGACGAGGAGUUCGGGUUCCUCGUCGGCGACGUCGCCGAGGAGCUCGUCGUCUCCGUGCUCAACGAGGACCGCUUCCUCGGCGCCGAGUUCCUGGGGCGGGUGCGGCUGCCGCUCACCGCCAUCAUGGAGACGGACGACCUCUCGCUCGGCACCAGGUGGUACCAGCUCCAGCCCAGGAGCGGCGGCAAGUUCAGGAGGAAGAGGCGCGGUGAAAUUUGCCUGAGGGUAUACUUAUCAGUUAGGGCCACCCUUUGUGAGGACGCACAUCAAGCUCCACCACAACUUAUCGAUGAUAUAUCAUGCAGCUCACACAGGUCAAUUGCAACUACUGACUCGUCAUUAUCAGCUACCACUGGUAGUCUGGAUCUUUUAGCCUGUGGUAGCAUGGAUCAGGCAUCCCUCAGAAGUUUGGAUGGCUUGACCCAAAGCAUCAUGGAGCAGCAAGGCCCUAGAAGCACAGGGCCACCAUCCUGUGUCAGCACAGAGCAAUCCAUUCUUCUGGAGCCGGAAGAAGAUGACGGUAGUUCCAUUGCUGAUACAUCAUCAGUGGUGGAGGUCAUGUCUCGAUACUUCAGGAAAUCUGCUGAUGCUGCACAUUCUGCAGCAUCAGAUCUUGUGUCCACAGACCAGUUUCGAGAUGCACAAAUGCAUUCUGAGUCUCGUGAAAACGGAGAGAGCUGCAUGCUGUCCGAGGUCAGUCUUGAUGAACUACUGAAAACUAUGGAGUCCAAAGACCAAGCUUGUGAAAUGCCGGGAAACUUGCCUGGUGGUGUAUUAGUGGACCAAUCUUACAGUAUUGCACCAGCUGAACUGAAUUCAUUGUUGUUCUCUGCAAAUUCAGAUUUCUGGCCAGAAGUUGCUGAACUUCAAGGAACAAGUGGAUUUCACAUCGAGCCCUGGAAACAUGAGAACAAUGAGAAUUGUUUGAAAAGAACAUUAACUUACACAAAAGCUGCAAGCAAAUUAGUUAAGUCUGUUAAAGCUACUGAAGAUCAGAAAUACUUGAAGGCAGCUGGAAAUUCUUUUGCAGUUCUUUGUAGUGUUAGCACUCCUGAUGUUCCCUGUGGCAAUUGUUUCAAGGUGGAGAUAUUGUACCGUAUAAUACCUGGUCCCCAGUUCCCAUCUGAAGAACAAACCACACAACUUACUGUAAGUUGGCGUCUGAACUUUGUUCAGAGUACAAUGCUUAAAGGAAUGAUCGAGAAUGGGGCAAAACAAGGCCUUGCAGAAGGAUAUUCACAGUUCUCUGAAGUACUGUCCCGGAAAGUUAAAGUAGCUGAGCUUGAUGAUGCUAAUAACAAAGAUAAGAUUUUAGCUUCACUGCAGCCACAGAAAGAAUCAAACUGGAAGCUGGUUGCCCGCUUCCUUGGGAGCUUUGCAUUCAUAUUCUCUCUCAGUACAGCACUGUAUAUUAUUACACAUCUUCAUCUAGCCAGAACCAAUAUGGUGCACGGGGGACUUGAAUAUUUUGGUAUUGAUCUUCCAGAUUCCAUUGGAGAAGUUGUAUUUUGUAUCAUUCUGAUCAUUCAGGGGCAUAAUAUCAUCAAAGUAGGGCGACGUUUUUUGCAAGCCUGGAAACAACGAGGCAGUGACCAUGGAAUCAAAGCUCACGGAGAUGGUUGGUUAUUGACAAUUGCACUUAUUGAGGGAAGUGGUGUAGUAGGUGCAGGUACACCUGGCUUGCCUGAUCCUUAUGUAAUCUUUACCUGUAAUGGAAAGAGAAAAACUAGCUCUGUCAAAUACCAUACGUCUGAACCAAAAUGGAAUGAGAUAUUUGAAUUUGAUGCAAUGGAUGACCCUCCAGCAAGGUUGGACGUGGUUGUGCAUGAUUCAGAUGGUGCAAGCAAUGAAACUCCUAUUGGUCAAACAGAAGUCAACUUUGUGAAAAACAAUUUGUCAGAUUUGGGUGAUAUGUGGCUUCCUCUUGAUGGAAGGUUUCCCCAAGGGCACCAGCCAAAAUUGCAUCUGCGGAUCUUUUUGAAUAAUUCACAGGGAACUGAAGUUGUUUUGAAUUAUCUGGAAAAAAUGGGGAAAGAAGUUGGCAAGAAGAUGCACUUGCGCUCAGCUCAGACAAAUUCAGCAUUUCGUAAGCUCUUUAGUCUUCCUCCUGAAGAAUUCCUCAUUGAUGAUUUUACCUGCCAUCUAAAACGGAAAAUGCCACUUCAGGGGCGCCUCUUUCUUUCCCCAAGAAUAGCUGGAUUUUAUUCCAACAUAUUUGGCCGGAAAACAAAAUUUUUCUUUCUUUGGGAAGACAUCGAUGAUAUCCAGGUUGUUCCACCGAAACUUGCAACAGUUGGCAGUCCAUCCUUGAUGCUUAUCCUUCGCAAGGAUAGAGGUCUUGAAGCUAGGCAUGGAGCCAAAACAUUGGAUCCUCAAGGAAGACUAAAAUUCCAUUUCCAGACGUUUGUUUCAUUCAAUGAUGCUCACAGGAUUAUCAUGGCAAUAUGGAAAAUGCGGUCAUCCGGUCUGGAACAGAAAGGUGAGAUACUUGAUAAAGAAUCUGAACUCAAAGAGCUCCCCUGUGAAGAAGGUUCUCUAUUGGCCAAUGACGAUGUAAAAAUGUCAGAAGUCUACUCAGCAGUUCUUUCUGUUGGCAUCAGUGCUUUUAUGGAGAUGUUCUCUGGAGGUCCACUGGAACAUAAAGUGAUGGAGAGAGCCGGUUGUGUUGACUACUCAGCGACAGAAUGGGAACUGCUAAACCGUGACAUAUACCAAAGGCGUAUCAGCUUUAGGUUUGACAAAAGCUUGUCCAGAUAUGGUGGGGAAGCAACGACUACUCAACAAAAAUACAAGUUACCAAACCAAGAUGGCUGGGUCGUUGAGGAGGUGAUGACCCUCCAAGGCAUCCUGCAUGAAGACUACUCAAGUAUCCAGUUGAAGUACCACAUGACGAGCACGCCCUUGAAACCGAACACCUGCAGCCUGAAGGUGUUAUUAGGGAUUGCGUGGUUGAAGGGCGCUAAGCACCAGAAGAAGGCUGCAAAGAAUGUCAUGGCAAAUUCCGCCAACAGGUUGAGGGAGAUAUUUGCAGAAGUUGAGAAGGAGAUUGCAUCGAGAAAAGGCACAAGCUAGUACUGGCGUAACGCAAGCACUUACUGAUCCAGGUAGAUUAAAAGAUGACAGCAAUUAUCAGCUGGACACGAUCUCUGAUAGUUAGUCAGCGUCUCAGUUUGUUGCAGCUAUUGACCAAUAUAGCUGCCGACCCAGUUUUUACACAGAUGGUUGGCCUAUGUGAAAGGAGUGUUUGCACAGAUAGCUACAGACAUGUCUUUAUCAUACAUUUUAUUAAUUCAGUGUUUACCAUGUAGGAGUUCAAGCAGAAUUGUAUAUAUACAGUCAAAAUAUAUCACAAGAUAUUUCAUUGCA